Hyaloscypha bicolor E is the source of this 2442-nucleotide messenger RNA. Its product is annotated as DEAD-domain-containing protein. Gene Ontology annotation, molecular function: nucleic acid binding; ATP binding; RNA helicase activity. Lineage: Eukaryota; Fungi; Ascomycota; Leotiomycetes; Helotiales; Hyaloscyphaceae. Bases 1 to 2442 code for a protein of 813 amino acids. The transcript has 2 exons. The record is from RefSeq and is a predicted model, not a curated record.
AUGGCGCCCUCUACGAAACGAAAUGCGGAGGAUGGUUUCAUUCUCACGAUCUCAGACAAUGAAGAUAAUAACGUUCCCGAAGAAGAAGAAAUCGCUUCGUCUCCCAAACCAUCCUCCAAGAAACGCAAACGUGAAAACGAACCCUCGAAUUCUGCUUCGGUGAAGAACAAGAAGGCGGGGAAGGGGAAGGGGAAGCGGAAGCCAGAGGACGAAGAAGGGGAAGAGGGCAUAUGGGGCGCAAAUGAUGAGGAUGAUGGGGCUAUGGACUCAGAUUUCGAGUUCGUGUUGGAAGACGGCAAUGAUGGAGCCAUAGAAGAGUUCGACGGCUGGGGUUUUGACGGUGUGAGGAAGGGCUUGGAGAAUGGGGUAGGUGGUGAUAAGAAGGUAGUGGAUAUCGACGAAAUUAUUGCGAGGAGGAGGGAGAAGAGAGGCGAGGGAAAGAUUGAAAUAGGAAAGGCAGACAUUGAGAAGCACGACGCUGAGAGUGGCAGUGACAGCCAGGCAGAAAAAUCUGAGGAUGAAGUAGAUGGACUACAGUUUGGUGAUGAAGAAGACGAAUUUAUGGCUGAAGAUGGCUUUGGUAUGGGAGUUGCUUCUGAUGAGGAAGAGUCUGGCGACGAGAACGAGGCCGAAGGAUUCGACGAUGAAGAUGCAGAUGGCCAAGAAGGAAAUGACAUCGAAUCAGUGGCUAGCCCAGCUCCUCACCCAGACGAUAUAGCUGCAGAAGGCUCUUCAGAUGAGGACGAAAAGGACGAAGAUCUUGAAGAGGCAGCUCGCCGAGAAGCUUUCUUUGCUCCUGAAGAGAAGCCUGCCAAGGGUGCCAAAGCUGCAAUUUCUAGUUCUUUCCAAGGCAUGCCGUUAUCUAGACCGAUUCUCCGUGGACUUGCUGCAGUCGGAUUUUCACAGCCAACACCUAUUCAAGCCAAGACCAUACCAGUGGCUCUACUAGGAAAAGAUGUGGUUGGUGGAGCUGUCACUGGUUCCGGGAAGACUGCAGCAUUCAUUGUUCCAAUUCUUGAGCGCCUUCUAUAUCGGCCUAAGAAAGUCCCAACAAGCAGAGUUGUCAUUCUCAUGCCUACUCGUGAAUUGGCAAUCCAAUGCCAUGCUGUCGCUACGAAACUCGCAAGUCAUACCGAUAUCAAAUUCUGUUUGGCAGUUGGUGGUUUGAGUCUAAAGGUUCAAGAAGCAGAAUUGCGGCUUCGCCCGGAUGUUAUUAUUGCAACACCAGGUCGAUUCAUUGAUCAUAUGCGCAAUUCGGCAAGCUUUACAGUGGAUACUCUCGAGAUCUUGGUGCUUGAUGAGGCUGAUCGAAUGCUUGAGGCUGGAUUUGCGGACGAGUUGAACGAAAUCUUGACUACAAUCCCUAAGUCAAGGCAAACAAUGUUGUUUUCUGCGACUAUGACUUCUUCUGUCGACAACCUCAUUCGAGUAGGUCUCAAUCGACCUGUUAGAUUACUAGUUGAUGCACAAAAGCAGACUGUUGGGACCUUGAUCCAAGAGUUUAUUCGUCUUCGGCCAGGACGGGAAACGAAGCGUAUGGGCUACUUACUGUAUCUCUGCGCCAAUAUCUAUACUGAUCGAGUCAUUGUUUUCUUUCGUCAAAAGAAGGAGACCCACAGAGCACGAGUGAUCUUUGGACUUUCUGGUCUGAAAGCUACCGAAUUGCAUGGUAGCAUGAGCCAAGAGCAGCGUAUCACAAGUGUAGAAGCUUUCCGAGACAGCAAAUCGUCAUUUCUCCUAGCCACCGAUCUCGCCUCCAGAGGUCUCGAUAUCAAAGGUGUGGAUACAGUCAUCAACUACGAGGCCCCACAAUCCCACGAAAUCUACCUCCACAGAGUCGGACGAACAGCUCGUGCUGGACGUCAAGGUCGUGCAUGCACCUUGGCCGCUGAGCCAGAUCGCAAGAUCGUCAAAGCAGCAGUUAAGAGUGGCCGGGCCCAAGGGGCCAAGAUUGUCAGUCGAGUCAUCGAAGCUUCUGAAGCGGAUAAGUGGUCUGAUAAAGUUGACGCUAUGGAAGAUGAAAUUGAGGGGAUCUUGAAGGAGGAGAAAGAGGAUAAGCAGCUUGCGCAGGCGGAAAUGCAAGUCAGGAAAGGAGAGAACAUCAUCGUUCAUGAAGAUGAAAUUAAGGGUAGACCGAGGAGAACGUGGUUUGAGAGUGAGCAAGAGAAGAAAGCUGCUCAGAAGGCCGGGAGAGCGGAAUUGAAUGGUGUGGAAAGCGUGAUCAAGAAAAAGGGCGGCAAGCUGAGCAAUAAGGACAAGAAGAAAUUGGAUGAUAGAGAUGCCAGGAUGGGAGGAAAAGUCUGGAAGAAAGGCCGAGCCGAGAGGGAUGGGAAGGGGGCACUAGACAAAGCCAAGAAGGAAGAAAAGGGCAAGAAGAAAGUCCGGGGUGGUAAACCCGUUUCAAAGAUGAGUAAGGGUGGGAAGUUUGGUAAGAAACGGUAG